Strongylocentrotus purpuratus (purple sea urchin) is the source of this 3454-nucleotide messenger RNA. RefSeq lists its product as uncharacterized. NCBI's taxonomy places the organism in Eukaryota, Metazoa, Echinodermata, Echinoidea, Camarodonta, Strongylocentrotidae. Gene Ontology annotation, molecular function: zinc ion binding; ubiquitin-protein transferase activity. Gene Ontology annotation, cellular component: chromatin; nucleoplasm. Gene Ontology annotation, biological process: positive regulation of DNA-templated transcription. Bases 102 to 2060 code for a protein of 652 amino acids. The transcript has a single exon. The record is from RefSeq and is a predicted model, not a curated record.
AUCAGGAUCAGAUGGGCUGAAUUAAUAGCAACGAUAAGUCAUAAACACGUCAAAUACUUCGUCAGGUUUUCCUAAUUAAAGUUAAACAAUCCAGAAGAAAUAUGGAUUGCGGUGAUAUUAUCUUGAAGAAACUGCUAGGGGAGGGUUCGAGGUGUACAUUAUGCGGGAAAGAUCCGGAAGAAAGUACUGUUCUUUCAUGCUCGCACCAGUUUUGUUUGGAUUGCUUCAAGAACUACACGGCUGUGGUGGGCGAGAUGGAUGACGACUUCCAGUGCCCGAACGGUUGCGAGGGGAGCGCCCUGAAGCUCGCCCGAUGCCCCACCACCGCUGACUCGGGUAGCAUGUCACCAGAGGUGCAGAAUAUGUGUAAUGGCGAGAAGGAGCAGAAUAUUGAUCAAGACUUUAGCCAGCUGAGAUGCAGCUCCUGUGAUUCGGUCGACGCUGUCGCUACGGCAUGUUGUGACGAAUGCGAGGGGUUCCUCUGCGAUGAUUGCGUCCUUGCGCACACCAAGCUUCGUCGCCUCAUGAAAACCCAUCACGUCGUGCCGCUUGAGGAUCUGAAGAGCGGAAAGGCGAAGAUGAAGCCGAAAGCGAAAAGAUGCAGUAUCCAUGACGACGAAAAACUGACUUUCUUCUGCGCUACUUGCCGGAUCAUGGUAUGUCCACAGUGCGCCGUCAUGCAGCAUCAAAAGCCUGAACAUGACUGCGUCGAGCUGAAGACAGCACAAACGAAAUUCGACCAACUCAUGGGAAACCUGGCAGCAAAGUGUGAGACGAAAUUGAAGGAUACCGCUUCUCAAAUUUCCCAGAUUGCAAAGACAAAGCACGAAGUCGAACUGGAGAUAAAAACAGUAGAACAAAUCAUCAACAGCACAGCAGAGCAGGUGAUCGAAGCGGUGAACGCUAACCGAGAUAAACUGUUGAAGGAGGUUGCCGAGGCGAGAGAUGCAUUGAUGAUGAAGAUGGAGAGACUUGAAGAUGCGAACCAAUUCCUGGUUGACCGAUUAAGCAGUGCGAAAAAGGUGAUGGGAGCUGAGGGGCAGAGUGGACUUAAUUUACAGCACAGCAGAGCAGAUGCCUUUUUUACGCGCGUUGACGAGAUUCUGGCGCGAAAAGAAAGGGAUAUGGACAUUGAAGAAGUGAAGGAAUACGUGCGCCGCAUUGGGUUCAAGAGAGCUUUGUCUUGCUGCGAGCAGACGACAACGAUCGGAGAACUCUUCCAACUCUCCGAGUGGGAAAUUCAUCGUGAAUACGACCUCGAAUCGCCCGUGUCGACAAUGACGGCCUUUCCGGAUGGUCGGAUCGCCAUCGCCUGCGAGGACGAUACCGAGGGGCUGAUGAUGGUGUUGUCGAACGGUUCUAGAGAGCGCGUCCUCGAUGGCGUCAAGGUGAAACACGCCGCUGCCUUGUCUGACGGGCGAUUCGUGAUCAUCGACCACGAAAAUCGACUUCGUUUGUUUUCUUCCCUCGGUCGGGAAAAUCCAGCGGUGUAUUACGACCAUCCGGAGGACCUGUCCAAGGAUGCAGUUCCGGUAUGCGUCACACAAGGCCGAGAUCACGAACACAUCCUGGUUAGUUUCAACGGAUCGUCUGCAUGCUACGUCUAUCCAAUUUUUGGCGCGAAACCAGUCACAAAAAUCACAACGGGAAACGUUUGCCCACAGCAGCUGGUCGUGACUAGGAAAGCCGAUGACCUCAUCAUCAUCGCCGUCAAUACCCAGAGCGUGGUCGCCGUCGACGAGUCGGGCUCCAUCCUCUGGCGUCUGGAAGAAACCGAUGCCAUUGCUCUCGUACCGGCCGUGUUCAAUGACAACGUAUUCAUCGCAUCGAUACACCACAACAGCGACGACGAUGAUGUCGAAAGCACCAAUCUUACUAUCGAUAGCUACACCAUUGACGGAGAACUGAUCGAAUCGCUGGUUCAAAAUGAGAAAGUUGAAAAGCAAGAUGCAAUGAAAUUGCAGAUGAUUCUGUUGUCGAAAGCGAAGUUGGCUGUGAGUAUUGCGAAUCGAUGCCUCGUAUACCAUGGUCCUCAAAGUCUGGACGCCAUCGCGGAAUAAAGAUAAGCACGAAUGAUAAAGUAUCAUCUACAUAAGUGCUGCUUGUCAUGUUAUGCUUGUGUAUGUUAUUCAUUGCAUAUCGUAUUUGACGUGUGGCGUAUUUGUUGAAGUUGUUUAUUUAUCAAUUAAAUCGAACAGUACAAGUUUUUUUUUAGGGGGGCAACAACACACAACGCACGUUAUUUUAUUGAUGUAUCUUUUUCCUGGUAUAUGAACGUCAGGAUGUGUUUUAAUUUAUUAUGGUAAACAAUAUAUUUUCAGGUGACGAUUAUAAUGGUUCUCUUAUAGGCUCAAAAUAUUGUUUCAGAAAACAUAUUUUUGGAAAGUUUUAAGAACAGUUAUGAUUAAAUGUCCUGGAGAAAAGCUAUCCUAUCUAUCUAUCUAUCUUGUAAGGUAUGCUAAACAAACAGAUUCAGUGUUGUUAUUUUCAGUACCGCGUGGAAUCUUUGACACGUAUUUGAAGGUAUUAUACGUAAAUUUAAAAUAAAUAAUUAUUUUGUAAAGAAAGUUUGGCUUGCAUCCAGUAAUUAAAGAUCGCAGGCAUUGAAAGUACUCCCUGGAAUCCUACCUUUCAUAUAGUUAUGUUGUGACAUAUCAUUUAUCAACUGGGCAUCAUUUCAGUUGAAAAUAAAAAUGAUGGCGGUGGCAUGUAUGCACUUAUUUCUAUCGGGUCAAAUUCGUCAUUUCUGUACGUUUUGAUAGUUUUUUGUAUGAAAAAAAAAAAAAAAAUCGGAAAUGAUGGGGUUGAUGAUGAAAUGUGCUAUUGCCUGAAAAAUAGCUUCUUUAUAUAAUUGUCUUUUUAAAACAAUGAGUACUAUUUGUUUCACUUUGAGCAAACGAACUUAUUUGUGGUCACCUCACCGGGGGAUCAACAGGAACACAUUCACUGAAUAUGCUCACUCCUCCCUCGAAACAAACCGCUAAUGCGUUCCGCUACACACGAAUGGCGGAUUUUCUUGGUUAUUAGCCCCCCCCCCCCCCCGCCCCUCCUUGCACUUUCUGACCACUGUGAAUUAACCUUUGGUAAUUUGGAGGAUUCCUUUUUCAAAAACCUUCAACGCAUUUCCUUUUUUAAAAAUAAUUGAUUAAGGUCAAAUAUUAUUGCAGCAAACUAAGCUAUUUGUCAGUCCUUCUUCUGUUUUCAUAACAGGAAAUAAAAGUGCUAUGAACGUGAUAAAAGAAUGUAAAUCUGUACACAGGAGAAAAAAAGUUCGAUUUGUUUCUAUCUGUAAAUACAUUUAUGCUGCACCUUCCAAAUGUAUACUCCAUGCAAAAGUCUUUUCUGUUCUAUAGAUUUACCUUUUCAAACUUAAUUCAAUAUGUCACGUUUGGUUAAAUUAUUGUAACUAUAUUGAAUAUACUUGUAAAUAUGUACCGUAUUAAAUGGAGUUGAU